AUGAAUGUUGAGGUCUGCUCGACUAUAACCUCUGUGAAAUAUGUGUUUAAGUAUAUUUACAAAGGUCACGACAAACAAGUUAUCAAUAUUGAUCCGGAUGGACAACCUGUUGUUAUCAAUGAGAUAAAAUGGUUUCAAGAUGCACGAUAUGUCUCGCCUCCCGAGGCAAUAUGGAGGAUUUUUUGCUUCCUUCUUUCUCAGAUAUACCCUUGUGUGAUGGCUUUGCAGAUGCAUCUCCCAGGUCAGCAGAUGGUUAGGUUCAGUGAGGAUGAUAUGCUAACUGACGUUGUUGAAAAGGAAAGAGAUAAGAAAUCAAUGUUGACUGCAUUUUUUCUAAAAAAUAAAGAAGAUAUCAGUGAGAGAGAAUAUAAAUAUAUAGAUUUUCCAAAAAACUUUACGUGGGAUCCGAAUUUACGUCAUUGGAAUCGUCGACAACAAGGACUAAUGCGAGGUCGUUUGGUUUCUGCUAAUCCCGCUGAAGGGGAGCGAUACUACCUUCGACUCCUUUUAUCUCAUAUUAGUGGCCCGACAUGUUUUGAAGAUCUCUACACAGUCAACAACAUAAAACACCCAACAUUUCUGAAAGCAGCUCUUGAAAAAGGGUUAAUAGAGUCCGAUGAUGGUUUAUCACAAUGUAUUACAGAGGCAUCUUUCUUUCAAUUUCCCAAUGCUCUUAGAAGGUUGUUUGCAACGAUUUUGGUUUUUUGCGAGCCAGGAGAUGUUCGUAAGUUAUGGAAUGACCACUACAAUGCACUUUCAGAAGAUUAUAGGCGACAAUACGGAAGUAUCGAGAGAGUCCAGAAUAUGGUCCUCACCGACAUCAUGGUAUUCCUACAAUCUAUGGGUGAUGAUAUUGAUAAUUUUGAUAUUCCAAAGAUAGAUCAAAAUGUCGAUUUAGAAUUUGGAGUUUUUCAUGAGGUACAAGAAGAAUGUUCUAUAGUUAUAGAAUCUGAACAUUUAAUGGCCCGAGAUUUUCUCAAUCCUGAACAAAAAUUUGCAUAUGAUGAGAUCAUACGGCAUGUCGAUAAUGAUAUUCCAGGAGUGUUCUUCAUAGACGGUCCCGGUGGAACAUGA
Molecule: messenger RNA, 1074 nt
Organism: Lactuca virosa
Lineage: Eukaryota; Viridiplantae; Streptophyta; Magnoliopsida; Asterales; Asteraceae
Source: the annotation of a GenBank genome assembly